CCUUGUUGAUAGUUUACAAGCGAGGUUGGUCAGUGGGUGUUGGUCAGUCUGCCCUCUUCUCUCGUUUGGUGAAGAUCCGCGUCUAGUUUUGUGUUUAAUUAUUUAUCUAAAGAUGGCCGUAGCCCUGAUCUGGAUGGGACUUGUGGGUCUCCUGGCAAUGGGUAUAAACUCUGAAGAGCUCUCUACCUUCACAACUCUUCACAAUGAGACUGGACCCCUCGCCAACAUCUCUACUAACGCCACUACGAAACGUCAGCGGGACGUGGUGCCUCGUGUAUCCUUCAACGUAAAGAGAGCUACAGAUAAACUAACAGCCGUCGCUCACGUUCAUUUUCAGGAAGUGGUGACCAACACAGGAGGCGGCUGGGACAAUACAACCAGCGAGUUCGUGGUUCCUGUUGCAGGACGUUAUUUAUUCAUUUUCGGCGCUAUUAGUGACCGGACCAACGACUUUGCACUGUCUUUGACCCACAAUGGCGUGAAUAGGGCGACAGCUUACGCGACGACCACGACUUUGGAAUACGCCUCCACCUCUGUGACCCUGGACCUCUACACGCUUGACAGGAUAUCCUUACAGUUGCAGCAGGGCACCAUACACGAAAAGCCGGGCGAAGAAACCUUUACAACCUUCGUAGGUUAUCUUCUCUUCGCCUGGUGAAAGUCUACAUCUGAUGUGAGGUGCCUUUAUACCAAUUAAAUUACUUUGUGCAUUACGAUGAUUUUAAUGAGUUGGUUGCCCAUUGCUUGUCUAUCCUGUCUCGCUAGUCCUUAUAUCAAUAACAAUGUUCCCAAUGAAACUUAGAGGGGAACUGGGCCGAAGUUCAUAAAGAUCUUACCAUGCAUGGACAAAAAGCUUAAGUUUAAACUGUAAUUUAGCAUUCCUUGACGUAAGUUAACUAUCUGUGUGGUUAACUAGUGCGUCUUUUAAUGGUUUCCAAACGACAAAAAAACUA
This is a messenger RNA of Procambarus clarkii (red swamp crayfish), 953 nucleotides long. Lineage: Eukaryota; Metazoa; Arthropoda; Malacostraca; Decapoda; Cambaridae. The record is from RefSeq and is a predicted model, not a curated record.